Cucurbita maxima (winter squash) is the source of this 1349-nucleotide messenger RNA. Its product is annotated as alpha-ketoglutarate-dependent dioxygenase alkB. Lineage: Eukaryota; Viridiplantae; Streptophyta; Magnoliopsida; Cucurbitales; Cucurbitaceae. The transcript has 7 exons. Gene Ontology annotation, cellular component: cytoplasm; nucleus. Gene Ontology annotation, biological process: oxidative RNA demethylation. Gene Ontology annotation, molecular function: ferrous iron binding; broad specificity oxidative DNA demethylase activity; oxidative RNA demethylase activity. The record is from RefSeq and is a predicted model, not a curated record. The coding region runs from base 121 to 1209 and encodes 362 amino acids.
UCAGACUAUUCAAAACCCUAACUUUCAUUAUUCCUAUCCCGUCCAUCGCCAUAGCUCAGAAGCUCAAUUUCACGACCCUAUCGAGUAACUCGCCGGCGGUAACCGAUCCCGGUGGUUAAAAUGUACGGUUCAGACAAAGGCACCGACGAUUCUGAGCGCACCGCUUUCAGAAGAGCAGAGAAGAAAUACAAACUGUACUAUGACGACACCUAUAAAUCUUCCAAAAAGAAAAAGCUACCGAAACAAGUGGAUUUGUCUGAGGUUAUCGAUUUCAAGCGUAUCCUCGAAUGUUACAAUCAGGAUGGUGCGCUUCCGCUGGGCGUGAAUGCGACUAAGUGCGAUCUCGAUGGACCAGUCUUCUGCUUGGAGAAUCGUCCUGGGUUUUAUUUUAUUCCUGGUGCGUUGAGUUUAGAAGAACAAUGCCAAAGGAUUAGGGAGAGUUUAAAGGAUUUCCCGCAGCCUCCUAACAGAACCAAUCAUAAUGCUAUUUAUGGACCAAUUCAAGACCUGUUCAUUGCUGCUAAGGAAAAGAGAGUUUUAGUUGAAGAUAAUGAAAUCUCUGCUUCCAACGUUGAUUCCGACACUGAACCUUCCGUUAUCAAUGGAAAUUCUAAUGGAUGGAAGUUCGUGGAGGAAAAUACUGUUUCAUCCAGGAGGGGGACCUGCAAAUCAGUUCCGGCCUCUGCAUUACUCCGGAAGUUGCGUUGGAGUACACUCGGCCUACAAUUUGAUUGGUCCAAGCGAAGCUAUGACAUAUCUCUGCCCCAUAACGAUAUUCCCUCUGCGUUAUGUCAACUUGCCAAAAGAAUGGCGGCAGCUGCAAUGCCAACUGGGGAAGAAUUCAAACCUGAAGCUGCAAUAGUGAAUUAUUUUGCUUCAGGCGACACGCUCGGGGGUCACCUAGAUGACAUGGAAGCUGACUGGAGCAAGCCAAUUGUUAGCAUGAGUUUGGGUUGCAAGGCUAUCUUUCUUUUGGGUGGCAAGUCGAGACAGGAUCUGCCUGUAGCCAUGUUUCUUCGAAGUGGAGAUGUUGUGCUAAUGGCUGGAGAAGCAAGGGAAUGUUUCCAUGGUGUACCACGGAUCUUCACAGAUGAAGAAAGUGAGGAAAUUUCUCUUCUUGAAAAGCGGUUUUCAAGUCGAGAUGAUUUGCAUUUUCUGGAAUACAUGAGAACUUCAAGAAUAAACAUCAACAUUAGACAGGUUUUCUGAGUGUUUAUGAUUGUUCUUUUACAUACUGGAGGGUAUUGUUUAGGGUUAGUUUUGGAUGAAAUUUGUUGGUACUUUGUUUAAAAAAUACGCUUUAACUUUCAAAAGUGUUUAAAAAGUACCAUUAGAGGAGAUUGAUAAGC